CGCGGAUGUCAAUCAAGCGUCGCAUCAUCCCGUAUUCACGGCGCUCAUGAACACUUCGGACAAGCCGUUACCCUUAGACAAAAAACAAAACAAUGUAUAACCAUACACGUUUUGUUUGGUGCGUGGACGACACAACUGUUUGCAUAGCAACCAAAGUGGGCAGGAUGAAUAAUCAAAAGCACUGAUUGUUGUCACAGUCUCUGUGUUUGUCACUUUGUGACAGGAGGACACCGGAUCGGUUUGUCAUGGAGAAUUCACGGACAUCACUGAUGGUCAAGGUGGCCGCGAUGGUCGCGAUCGGUCUCGCGGCCACCUUCGUGAUGCACGUUCAAGAUCCGUCGCAGGCGCUUUUCGGAUACCCAGAGCUGUGGCGGAGGACCGGAUUGGCCGGUGCUCCUGCGCGAGCGGCUGCCUGUAUCCUCGCGGGAGUGUUUCUUUUAGCUUUGGGCUGGUUGUACAGAUUGUUAUUCGCUCCCCUUGAGUUGCUCCGUGGCGUGGAUGAGGUGGGCUACAUCGCGGAGGACGGGCGCUCCCGUGCGCAAGCGGCCAACGAGGUGCGGCGGAGGCGCAAGACUGGAGAAUUACCGCCGGUGUAUCCCAAUGGCUGGUAUCGGGUUUUGGACUCUCACAUGCUGGAGAAAGGGGAUGUCAAGAGUGUGACUGUACUGGGACAGCAGGUGGCAGUGUUUCGUGGACAGGAUGGCAAAGCCUAUGUGGUGGAUGCUUAUUGCCCCCAUUUAGGUGCAAACCUGGCUGUAGGGGGGAGAGUGGUGGGGGGCUGCAUCGAAUGCCCUUUCCACGGCUGGCAGUUUCGAGGGAUAGAUGGGAAAUGUGUCAAGAUUCCAUAUGCAGAUAAAGUGCCUGAGUUUGCAAAGGUGCGGUGCUGGCCCAGCUGUGAGAUCAACGGACAGGUUCUGGUGUGGUUUCACUGUGAUGGGUUAGAGCCCAGUUGGACAGUUCCAGAACAAAGUGAGAUCACACGUGGAGAAUGGGUUUACCGCGGUCGUACCGAGCACUUCAUAAAUGCACAUAUUGAGGAAAUUCCAGAAAAUGCCGCAGAUAUUGCACAUCUGGCUCAUCUCCACACUCCAGGAAUCGUCAGUGGCGUUGAUCUCCGCUACACCAACAGCAAGACCUGGGAGUUUAUAAGACAUGAUUGGAAGGUGGAGUGGAAACCAGAACCUGAGCCAAACAAGCACUGCUCACAGAUGUUGGUGAAGCACGCUCUCACUGUGUUUGGUCGGCAUUGGCCUCUUCUCGAUUUGGACGUCCUGGCAAGACAGGUGGGUCCAGGUGUUGUCUUCCUGCUAUUCGAACACAGUUUCCUGGGAAGGGGUGUGAUGAUGCACUGUGUGACCCCUGUCGAGCCAUUACUGCAGUGUGUAUCACACACCAUCUUCUACCAGAGCAGCAUUCCUCCCCUCGUACCCAAGUUCAUUCUUCGUGCAGAAUGUAUCCAGUUUGAACGAGAUGUGAUGAUCUGGAACAACAAGACGUACAUCUCUAAUCCAAUGCUUGUGAAGGAAGACUCGGCCAUACAGAAACACAGACGCUGGUUCAGUCAGUUCUACAGUGAGAACAGCCCACGACUGCGAUAUCAGCACGACACUCUGGACUUCUGAACACAGACGGCACUUACACCAAUAUGGGCUGCUAGAAGACAAAUAAAUCGAAAUUAUAUAAGAAGGCAGUUUUUUUAAACUGAAAACGUCAAUAGCUGAUAUUCUAAGUUGAUAUUUAAAAGCUUUACCAUUGCAAAUGAUUAUGCAAAUUAUGCAAGUGAAUUUUUUUCUUGAGAAAUUCUUUUUAAUAAAAUCUAUAAACAGUGUACAAUGCACAAAGAAAACAAAUAAAGAAAUACAAAAUCUGAAUUUGGAUAUGAUUUUUCAGCAGUGGUUCUUAAACUGGGGGCCUUGGGCUAGGGGGGCCCCAGUUUUAUGACAUUUUAUAAAAUACAUUAAUUUAUCAUAAAUUAUGUGUAAUUAAACAUUAGACUAACCAACAGUACCACAGUGUAUCAUUUAAUAUGUUUUGUUUAAUUAAAAUUGUAAGUUUAAGAAUGUUUUAUGUCAUAAAUUUACUUUCGGGGGGCCACGAAGGGAUGCACCGUGCACAAAGGGGGCCACACGCCAAAAUGUUUGAGAACCACUGGCCUUUAUUUUGUAACUGAACAUACAGUACGUGACCCUGAACCACAAAAAAACGUCAGGAGGGUCAAUUUUUGAAAUUGAUAUGUAUACUUUAUCUGAAAGCUGAAUAAAGAUUUCCAUUGA
Misgurnus anguillicaudatus (oriental weatherfish) is the source of this 2273-nucleotide messenger RNA. RefSeq names its product cholesterol 7-desaturase nvd. The record is from RefSeq and is a predicted model, not a curated record. Lineage: Eukaryota; Metazoa; Chordata; Actinopteri; Cypriniformes; Cobitidae. Gene Ontology annotation, molecular function: 2 iron, 2 sulfur cluster binding; oxidoreductase activity. Gene Ontology annotation, biological process: cholesterol metabolic process. Gene Ontology annotation, cellular component: cytoplasm.